AUGAUCUAUCAAUACAUACCUAAUUAUCUCAGUGAAUCUAUCUAUUAUCUAUCUAUCUAUCUAGUUGUUCAUAUCUGUAUCUAUAAUUCAUUAUAUCUUCUAUCUAAAUCUAUAAACAUAUCUAUCUAUAAAUAUAUUUAUACAUCAUUCAUCUAUCUAUCUAUCUAUCUAUCUCUAUUAUGUAUUAUGCCUAAAUCUCAAUCUAUUUAUCUAUUUAUCUAUCUAUCUAUCUAUCUAUCUAUCUAUCUAUCUAUCUAUCUAUCAUUUCAUCUAUCUGUCUACAUUCAUAUCUAUCGCAGUCUAUUCAUAUUCAUCUAUCUAUCUAAUUAUCUAUCUAUCUGUCACAAUACAUACCUAGUGUAUUCCUAUCUAUCUAUCUAUCUAUCUAUCUAUCUAUCUAUCUAUCUAUCUAUCUAUCUAUCAAUUUCACUGUGUUCAUAUCUGUCUACAUUCAUAUCUAUCGCAGUCUAUUCAUAUCUAUCUAUCUAUCUAUCUAUCUAUCUAUCUAUCUAUCUAUCUAUCACAAUACAUCUAAUUAUCUCAUCAUCAUCUAUUCAUAUCUAUCUAUCUAUCUAUCUAUCUAUCUAUCUAUCUAUCUAUCACAAUACAUACCUAAUUAUCUCAGUGUAUUCCUAUCUAUCUAUCUAUCUAUCUAUCUAUCAAUUUCACUGUGUUCAUAUCUGUCUACAUUCAUAUCUAUCGCAGUCUAUUCAUAUCUAUCUAUCUAUCUAUCUAUCUAUCUAUCUAUCUAUCUAUCUAUCUAUUCUAGUCUGUUCAUAUCUAUCUAUCUAUCUAUCUAUCUAUCUAUCUAUCUAUCUAUCUAUCUAUCUGUCUUCUGCUUAUAUCUAUCUAUAUGAAUAUCUAUCUAUCUGUUAA
Acanthosepion pharaonis is the source of this 876-nucleotide messenger RNA. The record is from the annotation of a GenBank genome assembly. NCBI's taxonomy places the organism in Eukaryota, Metazoa, Mollusca, Cephalopoda, Sepiida, Sepiidae.